AGCCUUGCUGCAGCAAGCCUCCAGCUCAUGGUCUCUCGCUAAGGACCAAGAGACGUUGGUGUGCAGGAGAUUCAGUGCGUGUGUUUGUCAUUCCCGUGUGGAUUUUUUUCAAAGACAUUGUCAUCUGUGUAGAAGCCAGUUUCAAUCUCUGGGUUCUACCCCUUGCCCUGCUGGCAGGGCAUUGAGCGGCACCCGUUGCUGGCCACCUGGGUGCGGAGAUCGAGGAGGGUGAAGGGAGGCGCAACCCCGAGCAUCUGCCAUUCAGCUCCAUCUGAUCUAGAGUAAUUCCAGGAUGGAGCGAAUCAGGCAGAUGCUCAGGAGGAAGGCCGGGCAGGUGGCUCCACAGCCAGAAGAAGACAUCAGCCAGCCUGCCCAGGUGGAGAGCGGCCCCUCUGUCCCCGCAGGCGGGGAAGAGGCUCGUGGCCAGGGGAAAGAGAGGAGCUGCUUCGCCUGCUGGAGGAGGCGGAAGACAGCAGCUCCUCUAGCUGAACCUGAGGCACCUUCUGGGCCGAAACGGAGAUGGCCUCGGGUUCAGCUGUGGAGCAGAGAGCCAGGGAAGGGCAGGAGCUGGGGACGACAGCUCUGGGGCUUCCUUUUCAGGAAGCCAAGGAGCCAGGAGCUGCGCCCCAGGGCCCAGCAGGAGCUGCCAACCACCAUGGCAGCUGAGGGUCCCUGCGCCAGCCCAACCCUGGCCCUGGAGGAGCCUCCCGCCAGCCCCACCCUGGCCCCAGAGGAGCCUCCUGCCAGCCCCACCCUAGCAACGGAGGAGCCUCCCGCCAGCCCCACCCUGGCCAUGGAGGAGCCUCCUGCCAGCCCAGAGCAGGAGUUCAGCGACUGCAGCGCGACAGACACCAGCAGCUCCGCAUUCUCCUGCGGGGCCAGCAGCUCCUCCGUGGGGUCUGGGAGCCCUGUCUUUGAAGGCUCCCUCUUUGGAGACACCCCCAGUGCCCAGGUGUCGUGGCCUGAGGAGGAGGAAGAGGAGAAGUGCGAGGAGGAGGAGGAGCAGGAUCUGUGCCCUGAGGAAGACAUCAUCUUGGUGAUCCAGCAGCACCUGCAGGGCAGAGCUGAGGCUCUGCACAACUGCUAUUCGCGGAGCCUGGACACCAUCCUCAGGGGCCAGCUAACAGAGACCCCCACCAUGGAGAAGCUGCAGCACCUCCUGGAGCAUGUCCAUUGCUCUCUCCUGUCAAACAACACCCAGGAGAGAGCCAGGGCCAUCCAGACCAGCUCCAGUUUGCCACCUCCCUGCCUGGAUUUGACACCUCCUCCGCCUUCUCCAUGGCAGGUGAAUUUGUGCUGCAGCUGGGUCUCUGGAUAUCCCACCCAGCCAGUGACAUCAGUCGGCAUGCCAGGGGUGGGAUAUACUGGCUGCACAAGCUCCUGCUUCAGAAGAGGGGGCUCAACACCAGAGAGGCCCCAGACCUGUGGUGCCAGGACGGGCUCCAUGACCCCGAGUGCCUGGGGUAUAGAAAUCUGGCCAGGGUGGGAGAGGUCUUUGGAGAUAUAUUCACCGAAGACCAGAAGAGCAGUUUCCUCCAGGCGGGCCUGCUGGCCAUCCACCACCCCCUCCUCCGCGUCAGCCAGGCUGGCCUGGUUCUGACCUAUUCCACCUUGGGGGAAGCCGGCCAGCUGCUAGAGGACGAGCCUCGCUCCAGGCCCUCCACCCACCCGCUCCAGCCCUGCCUCCUCCUCCUCCUGAUCUUCCCCGACACCUUCAAUUUUGACUACAUGGAUUCGACUUUUGCGUGGAUAUGGACUUUGGCUUGUACUUCUGACCACCC
This is a messenger RNA of Mauremys mutica (yellowpond turtle), 1781 nucleotides long. RefSeq lists its product as uncharacterized. The transcript is spliced from 10 exons. Bases 293 to 1600 code for a protein of 435 amino acids. NCBI's taxonomy places the organism in Eukaryota, Metazoa, Chordata, Testudines, Geoemydidae. The record is from RefSeq and is a predicted model, not a curated record.